GCGGAAACCAGUUUGAUGCGCAAAGUAGUCCACUACAGAAUGAACGUGUUACAUGCCAUCGGUUUUGCGGCGGUGAUCUAUGCAGUGCAAGCGUCCGUUUACCCGGAUCACGUCUCGGACCUUCUCGCCGAUCUCCAGUAUAUCUAUAACAUAGAUCAGCUCCAGAAGACGAUACCAGUAUCAAGUUAUUACCCAGAAGACCCGUACAAUGAUAAGAUAGCAGACGACUGGGAUGUUGUCUACCCUGACACAAUCUCUGAUCCCAAAGAACCACGUGAUUACGGGGAGGCGGCGCUCAGAGACCAAGAAUACAUGAAGCAGUUGCCAAUUUCCGGUUACCAGUUCAUUUCAGGCGGCACUGGGAAAGAGGACCCUGUUGAAGUAAAGACAGACAAAGUACUUCCGGCAUACUGUACCCCGCCGAACCCCUGUCCAUUUGGCUACACAGGGGAAGAUAACUGUGUAAAGGAUUUUGAAAACACUCCAGAGAAAAAUCGACAAAUCCUUGAGGAACAAGACUGUCCGUGUGACGCUGAACACAUGCUUAGUUGUCCCCCAGGCAAGAAAACUAUCGAUCCUAAAUCCGGAUUUGUCAGUGACGGCAUGGGUUCGGCAGAUAACACCGAUCUUGGAUCUCUUGGUUCACUAGGAUCCGCGGAUGACCUCAAUCUGUCAGAGAAUCCAUACUUUAGUUUGGACACGAAGCGACAAAAACUCGUUGCCAAGAAAUCUCCCCAUUUCAUAAAGAAACGGGACAACUCCGAGCGUUUCCAAGACAUGUUCCCUUUCAAUUUGGAGGAAGAUUUAGAUGACGUCAACCCGUACUUCUUUGGUCAGCCGAAAAGUAUAGCCUCAAAAAAACAAGCACCCGACCACAUGAUCAAAUAAUAUAAUCGUUUCUGUGACUCUGUGAAUGUUUAUUUUUGUAUGAUAUAUAAGAUAUAUGUCUAUUUUGAAAACAUAGAAAAGAAAACGGUAGGCCUUAUUUCAUUCAAUAGGAGGCGGUAAUAAAUUCCAAGGUAUUAUUAAUUUUGCUUAUAAUCUAUCGUUUUUACUUUUAGUUGAAAUAUACUUUUGAUUAUGCAUUGUGCGGAAAACUGUGAAAGUGUAUCAUUAUAUGCAUUCAUAUUACUUUUAUUGAUUAUUUACGGAGAAACAAAAUAACAAAUAUAUACUAUAUUACAUGUAUGAAAGAACUGAUCCACGAGACUAUUAUUUCGGCUGAUUGUACGGUACAGCCACAACCAGUAUGUCAUAAUGGCUUUAUACGCUUUUUUAUUAACAUUAAAUAUAGAGAAUAUUAGGUUACUGUCUGAUAAAUUUAAAUUUAUUAGGCGAGUUGAAGAAAAUAUAUUAGGCGAGGAAUUCUAUUUAUCCUACCUGUUCAGAAAAUUGGGAAAAAGCCGUUGGAAAGAGCAACAGCGUGCAGAUUUGACGUCAUAUAAUAUGACGUUUGCUGGUGUAAUUCAGUCUGUGGAAAAUUGAAAAAAUGCAAUAACUUUUUUGUUUCGGGAUAAAAACUUUUGAUUUUACCACUUAUUUUCUUAGUUAGAACAUUUCCAAUACAAUGAUAACAGUUUCAAUGAAAAAUUCGGGAAAAAAAUUGUUUUCGAAAUUUCCGGCUGAAGUGCUGUAAAAGUGAAAAAUAGCAAUAACUUUUUUGUUUCAGGAUAAAAACCUUUGAUUUGACCACUCAUUUUCUAAGUUGAGACAUUUCCAAUACAAUGGUGAUGAUUUAAAUGCAAAAUUUUGAUAAAAUAAGUGAUUUCAAAAGUUUCCGCAAAAGUGAUAUCUUGACACUGACUAGAUAAAGCAAAGUUUAUUAGGCAGGCCAAUAUUGUGCUUUAUCUUAUAUGAGGGUAGGAUAAAAAUAGAGAAUAAUAGGUUAGUGCCGUAGAUGAGAAAGUUUAUCUGGCGAGGUGGAGGAGGUUAUCGGGUGAGCCGAAGGCGAACCUGAUAACGUCCGGAGCCGAGCCAGAUAAACUUUCUCCAUCUUAGGCACUAACCUAUUAUUCUAUUUAUCUUGUCAUUACUUCAUUUUCCGAUAUUUGGCAAUUUAUUUUACAAAAAUAAGUGUGCGACAACCACUUUAAUGACGUCAUAUUCGUAAUGACGUCACUUAUAUAAUGACGUGAUUACCGGCAAAAUCGCAAUAACUUCUUCGUUUUUGAAUAAAAACUCAUUAUUUGACCACUCAUUUUCUUAGUUCGGACAUUUCCAACACAAUGAUGAUGGUUUCGUUGCAAAAUUUCUUAUGACAACAAUAUCGAUCAUAAGGUCACAUGAUCAACUGACCGUAUAUCACUGGUCACAUGAUCAACUGACGGUAUAUCAAGAAAGAUACACGGCACCCUGAUAUCGGGUCGAAAAUACUGCAAGUGACAGGACAAAUGAUAGUUUCUUGUCAGAUUUUUGCCAUUAACAUAUUAUUGGAUUACCUCCCUAAAUGCUCUAAAAUUGUUUUCUAACAAUUCGUAGAAUGAAGCACUCUUUUUGUUAAUUUUGAUAAGAUUAAAAGCACUAUGGAACUUUAGGUUUUGUAAAAAAUAUCUUGUUGCUGAUCUUGUAAAUGCAAAUCAAAUUUGAUAGAAAAAUAUCUGCUAGUUGUGUGGAAAAUAUAUGAUUUUUUCUUCGAAUUAAAUAAUAUAGACAUUAUAAUAUCGGAAUAAUAUCGGCUAAUUCUGGUUUUUAAUUAUUUAUGGGUGCCUAAUAUCUAAACUAUUAAGAUUAUUAUUAUACCAGAUUUGUUGAGCGCCCUUUUCAUAUGUAAUAUACGUUCAAAGGCGCUUUGAAAGAUGUGAAGUUGUUCUUUUUUUCUUUUUUUUUUAAAAGGUGAUUAUCAAAUCUCACCUGUUCAAAGCCUUUUGCAAGUUUUUUAUUCGUAAUUAAGUUAGAUAUUAUAAAUUUGGUCAUACGUAGUAUUACACGAAAUAUUUGAGGAUAGUGUAUAUAUAAGCUUAUUUAUAGUCGCCAUCGAUAGCCUACAAGGACGACUCUAGUAAUUUUAGUGGAAAGAUAGUGCAAGUACAGAAGACGCUCUAUUUCCAGAAGCUUUCCUGGUUCUUUACCAUGUCAGAUGUAGAGCACCUAUACAUAAGACUUUUAUCCCAUUGUAAAUAAUUUUAGAUGGAGGAACGGGAACUCGAACCCACGAUCCCUGGUUUCUUGGUCAGGCAGGGUUACUACUGGACCACUGUGUCCGUUCUAGUGGUGUGUACAGCACACUAGGGUGAUCCUUUUAUGAACGUUUCUAACUUCAAUUAUAAAUAGUUCUAACUACAACAUGCUAAAGGCUUACAAAUAUGACGUAAGAACCUAAGAAAAACAACCCAUCGUGAAUUUAUAGAUAUUUUGUGUGUACGUUGUAUGUUCCCAAUAACAAAAAUAUAGAGCUGAAUUUAUCAAGUUGCUUGUUUUAUUAUUCAAUAUUUUAUCUGUAGUUUUUGUUGAAAAAUAAAGUAUUUCAGAACAGAA
Messenger RNA from Mercenaria mercenaria, 3474 nucleotides. RefSeq lists its product as uncharacterized. Gene Ontology annotation, molecular function: enzyme regulator activity. The record is from RefSeq and is a predicted model, not a curated record. Gene Ontology annotation, cellular component: secretory granule. Gene Ontology annotation, biological process: neuropeptide signaling pathway; regulation of hormone secretion. Bases 16 to 888 code for a protein of 290 amino acids. The transcript is spliced from 6 exons. Lineage: Eukaryota; Metazoa; Mollusca; Bivalvia; Venerida; Veneridae.